AUGCCCUCUGCAGUAGCCAAAGCGUUGGGGUUAUCCUUGAUGAAAACUUUUGGCAGAUGUUAUUCAAUGGACUCUAAACAAAUACCCUUAUUAGGACAAAUUAAGGAUGCUCAAGUAGUUCUUGCUGAUCACCCGAAUAAAGGAAUCAAGAUGACUAUUCUAAUUGCAGAUAUUCCUGUCAGCUAUGGCAUGUUGCUAAGUUACACGUUCUGUAGAGACUUAGGAGGAGGAAGUGUAUCACAGCCAAAGGGAGACAAAAAUUUGUGGUUAAUGGAGUUUGAUGGAAGUUGUGCAGUGUCAGGUUUUGGUGCAGGGGUAGUGUUAAUUCUGCCUUCUGGUACUCAUAUCUCUUUUUAUUUUAAAGUGGAAUUCAAGAAUACAAACAAUAUGACCGAGUAUGAAGCCUUGUUAUUAGGUUUAGCUGAAGUUAAGAAAUUGGGAAUUAAGCUUCUUCGAGUCAAGGGAUAUGCAGAGUUGAUUGUGAAACAGGUCAAAGGAUUAUUCUAUGUAAAAAAUGAAAGACUAAAACACUACUGUAAUAGAGCUUGGGAUGAAAUCGAAGAUUUUGAUGCAUUUUCUAUUGAAGUUAUUCCUAGAGAAUAA
This is a messenger RNA of Cryptomeria japonica (Japanese cedar), 603 nucleotides long. RefSeq lists its product as uncharacterized. The record is from RefSeq and is a predicted model, not a curated record. NCBI's taxonomy places the organism in Eukaryota, Viridiplantae, Streptophyta, Pinopsida, Cupressales, Cupressaceae. Bases 1 to 603 code for a protein of 200 amino acids. Gene Ontology annotation, molecular function: nucleic acid binding; RNA-DNA hybrid ribonuclease activity. The transcript is spliced from 2 exons.